AAACACAGCUCCCGCCCCGAGUCCUGGCAGAAGUGUUUACAUGUCACCACCCACAAGUGUAACCUCUGACCAUUGUCUUUCAUAACAAACCUUUAGUAUCACAACCGUCCUAAGGUCUGUCUCAUUCCCACAACUGGAGCUCAGACAUGCAUAACAGCAGCUACUCCCGGGCCACUCUGGGACUGGAGACCAAAAAGAUCCACAAGGCGAAGAAGGGGAAAGGCUGCGGCUACUACAUGAGAAUCGUCUUCUUCUUCUCGUCUCUGAUCCAGUCCCUCAUCAUCGCCAGUUUGGUGCUCUUCCUUGUGUACGGCCAGCCAGAGAAGACGGCCGAGGAGAAGAGAGUGGAAGAUCUGGAGCUGGCCUUCAACAAGCUCUCUACAGACAACACCCAACUCAGAAAAGACAAAGCUGACCUCACUGGUGCCCUCAAAGCAAAGACUGGAGAGAAGGAAGCGGCGGAUAAAGAGAUAGCAAAGCUGAAAAAUGACUUGAACUUAACAACGAUCAAGAGCAGUAACUUGCAGAAGUCACUUGCUCUUUGUGAGGCCAGUAAACCAAAGGUUCCAAGCACUCGAUUUCCUUCACCCCCAUGUCCUCCAAUCAACAACAAUCAGAAUAGUGAAAUAAAAUCUCUAAAUAAUCUUCUGGAACAGCAGAAAGGUCUAUAUGAAAUCCUUAAGAGUAACUUCAGCCAAAGGGUUCAGUAUCUUAAAAUGGACUUGGACAAUGCAGUGAAGGAUAAAAAUGAAUAUCACAGCCAGGUGAUACAACUGAGUCAAGAAAACACGAACUUGAAAUCCCAGUUUGAAGUGUACACCAAGAAAUGCAAAGAAGACUUUGCAGAGUCCCUCAAAGGCAUCCAGACGGUCACAAGUGCCUUUCUGACCAAAAUCGACAACUUCUUCACCAACUCGGUCACGUUUCACCUCACCUGCCCGAAACAGGAAGAGCAGAUGGGAAGGAUUCGCUCCAACUGCUCCAGCCUCUCUCGACAGGUGGAGGACAAGUUCCAGAGCUACCUGGACAACGUGGGAGCGAAGGUCGCCAGCAUUCAGAAACAGAGCAGCCGGUUGGAAGUUCAGAACGCGGGACUGACUUCAGAACUGGACAAGUGCAAAGCGGACCGGGAGAAAGAGGCUGCGGAGAGCAACAAAAAACUGCAGGAUGCCCAACAGAAGUAUGACAAUGAGCUGAAGCAGCUUCUCGAGGAGAAAAGCAGACUGAGAAACGACAAAGACCAACUAGAAGCCCGUCUGCGAAAUGGUUAAACACAACAGGAACCCAUAAUCACUAAAGGCUGAGUGUGGAGAAGGGAAUGAUCUGAAUCUCAAGGCCAGACUCUGAGUUUCUAAGUGUCUUGUGCGCGGGAGUUUCCUGAUUUUGAGUCUGUGAUCUCUUUUGUAAAUAAUGUUGUCACUGUGGAUCCUGUAAAUGUACGUGCACUCUAAUGUUUAGUUCUUUGUAUAGUUGUAUUUAAGCAUCAUGGGCUGUGAGCUUGCGUGACAUGAUGUAGCCUACUUCUGAGGUCUCAAUCAGUUAUUUAGAGUGGUGCAGACCUAAAAAUGUAAGACUGCCUUUCCUACAAAGCACACAGUUAAUAUUAAAUAUAAUCAGCUGUUAAAUACUGAGAGAAUCUGAUUCUGUGAAACCUCCACGUGUGUUGUGAUGUAUAUAAUAUUCUUUAAACAUUAAUUGUGCUGCAGUGAUUGUUCGAACCAGUUUUAAUGUCCUUUUUACUGUUUUUGUUUUCUAAAUAUUUUGUUCUUUUUAAUAUGUUGAUCAGUCUGAUUUGAAUAAAUAAAUAGUCAUAAAAAUCAA
Messenger RNA from Cyprinus carpio (common carp), 1821 nucleotides. RefSeq lists its product as uncharacterized. The record is from RefSeq and is a predicted model, not a curated record. Lineage: Eukaryota; Metazoa; Chordata; Actinopteri; Cypriniformes; Cyprinidae. Gene Ontology annotation, cellular component: caveola. Gene Ontology annotation, biological process: positive regulation of cellular extravasation; regulation of vascular permeability.